AAAAAAAAAAGAAAAAAAAAAGAAAAAAAAAAAGAAAGAAUCUCUGCCUCUAUCUAUCAAUAAGUGUCGGCAACAUAUCCGAGUCACCGUUGCAUUCCCACGUUUCCUCUAAGUGUUUUCGUGUUUUUUCAAUUUUCAUUCUCUCUCAAAAAUCAAAAUGCAGCACCACGGUCCCUCCGCUGUGUUUUUUCUUCUAAGCUCAUGCUUUUCAUUUGCGCUGGUGUACGCGCAAGAACACUCCGCUCGUCGUAGCGUUCUGGACCAACGUUGGUUCCCCGGACACGCCACAUGGUACGGCGAGCCCGAGGGAGACGGUAGCAACGGAGGAGCGUGUGGAUAUGGUAAGUUGGUGAACUCGAAGCCGAUGAAGGGAAGGGUGAGUGCAGGUGCGCCGGUGCUGUUUCAGAAGGGGAAAGGGUGUGGGGCGUGCUACAAGGUGAAGUGUUUGGACCAUACCAUAUGUUCGAAGAGAGCGGUGACGGUGACGAUAACGGAUGAGUGCCCCGGCUGUCGCACUGACAAAACGCACUUCGAUCUUAGUGGUGCUGCCUUCGGUCGACUGGCUCUUCCUGGCCAACACAAUCAGCUCAGGAACCGAGGUGAACUCCCUAUCAGUUACCGAAGAACACCAUGCAAGUAUGGUGGCAAAACCCUUGGCUUCCAUGUCAAUGAAGGUUCAUCAGCCUAUUGGCUAUCACUUAUGGUAGUCUAUGCAGGUGGAGAUGGGGACAUCGCCUCCAUGCAUAUACAACAAGCAGGGUCGAGUGAGUGGAUGCAGAUGAAACAUUUAUGGGGUGCAUAUUGGGUGAUUAUAAAGGGGCCUUUAAAAGGACCUUUCUCUGUUAAAAUAAGCACAUCCACUGGGAAAAGCCUCACUGCCAAAAAUGUUAUUCCAAGCAAUUGGACUCCAAAUGCCACUUAUAACUCUCACUCAAAGUUUUAGCGCAAGGUUCAUCACCAAGCGUAAUUAAUAAAGCACCUUUUACCCAGUUCAAGUUGCCCAAGUUCCACAACGCAGAGAGUCUUCUUUGCCUUCAUGCCUUUUUUAUUGAAGAAAAGAAAAGUAGCCAUUGAGUGCACAAAGCUAUCCAAUAGUCCUACCUUUUAUUUAAUUUAUUAUAUUGUUUUAUACUUUUUGUGUACCUAGUUUUUUCAUUUUGUGAUGUGCAUAUGUUUGUACCACAAAUCGUGUAGCCCUCUCCUAAAAGGAGGGAGAGCGUGUAGUGUAGUGUAGUGUUGUACAAAGUGUGUACUGGGCCUACUGGGCUUUAAAUGAAUGAAUUAUUUGCUACUUCCUUGAUACUGUA
Molecule: messenger RNA, 1307 nt
Organism: Cajanus cajan (pigeon pea)
Lineage: Eukaryota; Viridiplantae; Streptophyta; Magnoliopsida; Fabales; Fabaceae
Product: expansin-B3
Biological process (GO): sexual reproduction
Cellular component (GO): extracellular region; plasmodesma
Source: RefSeq, a predicted model, not a curated record